Molecule: messenger RNA, 7045 nt
Organism: Ostrinia furnacalis (Asian corn borer)
Lineage: Eukaryota; Metazoa; Arthropoda; Insecta; Lepidoptera; Crambidae
Exons: 38
Coding region: 260-7045 (2261 amino acids)
Source: RefSeq, a predicted model, not a curated record
UUCCCGGCUCAGUGGCCAGUGGCCAGUGGCCGGCGGAGCGCGCGUCGCGGGAGCGCGGGAGCGUGUGCAUCUGUCAAUGAACGUGGGAUUAGCAGCGACAGCAGCCAGUAUCAAGGCUGUGUUGCCCCCCAGUGGGACUAAGUGGCUGCCAUUGCAUCUACGUCUUCAUACCCAUUCGCGCCACUAAGCUUCUACUCACGUUUCCGCCACUAUACUAUAGAUAGUUGUCAAACGCUGACCGGACGAAAGCAGAGCAGCCAUGGCGGCUGAGGAGGAGCCCGAUGCGCUUAAGAUAUACUGGGAGCACUUCUUCAAGUCUGAAACCGGUACAUACGAGAAAUCAACGUGGCUAGAUUUAUUUCUGGCCGAAUUCUUGCUACGAGUCAACGAUGGCGCUAAUCCCAAAGAGUUAAUAAAAUUUUGCCCCGUGAGCGGCGUGGUGACGCUGGUGGGCUGCGAGCUGCUGUGCGGGCUGCACCGCGUGACGUCAUCCAUCACCGCGCACUUCCCCGCGCCGCUGCCGCCGCCGCCGCCGCCGCCGCCGCCGGAGGCAGAAGCCGGCGGCCUGCUCGAUUCUACAGAGUCGGAGUCGCCACCGGAGGCGCGGCCGGGCAGCCUGUUCUCGCGGACCAACGCGCAGCCGGCGGCCGAGACGCUGCGCCGCUACCUGCUGGGCGGUGUGGCCUGGCGCUGCCUGGCGUUGCUGCGCGCGCUGGGAGUCGAGGGACUAUCCUGUUGCCGGCAACUGAGCUCGGUGCUGGUGUGGGUGUUCGGCGAGCUGACGGCUCCCUCGGCGCUCCCCGCGGGCCCCGCCCACACGCCGCUCCGCGCCGCUCCUGCGCAUUGCUCGCCAGCGCCGUCGCGCGUGCCCAUACACCAACUCUUCUCCAACAAAAUAUGGUCCAAACAAAAACCCUCGGGAAAUACGGCGCCUAAAAUCAACACGACAAACACAUCGGAAAAAGGCUCCACAACGGGAAGAUCACGACAUAAAUCGGAAACUAGUGAGAGAUCAAAACGAAAGUCUAUAAAAGAGAGCGAGCCGUCGUCGGAGUCGGGGGACACCAACGACGAGCUGCAGGUCCUGAACCGCUCGCUCACCAUCAAGGUGUGCUCGCCGGCCGACGACUUCGACUACUUCACGUCGCCGCUGCGCUCGCCCGCGCCGCCCGACCCCUGCGAGCCCUACCACUCGCCGCGCCGCGCCAGGCCCAAGGCCGACGACUUCAUGACCGACAGGCACCGCGAACUACUCAACGCGGACGUCUCCGCCUUCGAGUUCAUCCUCAUGAUCACGGACCUGCUGCAGGAGCUCUGCCGCGCCGAGAGCAGCCUCUCGGGCUCCGAGGGCUCGCAGAUAUCCGUCCAGUGCAUAAACUUUUCCCUGCGAAACCUCUGCUCGCUGCAGUUCACCUCCGGGUCCGGGGCCGCCGCGGGGCAGAACGAGGAGGAGGUGUCCAGGAUCAAGGUGGCGCUCACGGAGCUCCUCAUGGUGGCGCUGGACAAGGUGCUGAUACAUUCCGACCUCUGCGCCAAACUGAUCAACAACGGAAUCCUGCCCAUGCUGCUGCGACUGCUCGAGGACGUCAUUUGCAAAUGCAGCACAAAGUACCAGACGAAAACCGACACCCCCAACCGGGCCAAAAUUGAGACGCCCAGCCAGGCGGAGGCGAACGAUUUGCUCAAAUUCGUGUUCGGGAUCGCGUACUCGAUCCUCGCCUUCUUCCACUGUCUCCUGAUGCAGUGCCGGACCGUCGACAAGCUCCGGGAGUUCACCGACCAGUUCAAGCUGUACAGCGAGUGCCUCAAGGGCGGCCUGCUCAAGGACUGCAUCGAGCUGAUGAUCCGCAUCCCCGGCGUCGACGAGGACGAGGCCGUCGCGCUCAUCAGGAGGCUCGUCGAGGCCGCCGCGCGCCUCGUGGCCGCCAUGAAGCGCGUGCGCAGCCGCGUGCUGCACGCCGCCGCCUGCGCGCGCGCCCGCCACCGCGCCUGCGCCGCGCGCGUGCGGGCCGGCGCGCACCACCACCACGACGCGCUCGGGCCCGCGCGCGCCGGCCCGCCCGCCGCCUGCUGCGUGGCCGUGCUGUACGCCGCGCUGGCCGCGCUCGCCGCCGACCCCGCGCUGGCCCUGCACGCGACCGUCGGCCACCUGCUGCGCGUGACGCCGCGCUGCCGCGCCGAGAUGAAGCGCGAGCUGCUGUUCGGCGUGAUCUACCCGACGUUCAUCGUCGCGAAGCACCGCUACGCGAUCCGGCUCGAGGAGUCGGCGUACUUCCUGACGGCGUCGUGCCUGAACAUCUUCGCGAGCCUGCUGAACGCGGUCCCGUUCGCGGAGCAGUUCAUCCAGAAGGGCGGGCUCAGCUACGUGCUCGAGCUGGUGUCGACGCCGGAGUUCUCGAACCAGUGCUGCGCGAUCCUCGAGAUAGCGAUAGUCGUCGAGAUCUUCAAGCUGACGCGCGACGACCCGGACGCGUCGCCGCGCCGCGACGUCGGGCAGCUCGCGUCGGUGCGGAUGCUGUUCAGGUCGCUCGCGGAGAUGAACGACAAGUUCUACAGGAUAUACCGGCUGAGGCUGCCGGAGGAGGAGUUCGCGAGGGCGUGCGACGCGAGCGAGGAGACGGCGGCGCUGGGGCUGGCGGGGCCCGCGCGGGCGCCCGAGGCGCGCGGGGCGGAGGGCGCGGAGUCGGUGGAGUGCGUGGAGGACCACGUGGAGGUGCUAAAGACGGUGGGCACGUUCUGGCGCACGUGCGCGACGCUGUGCGUGUGCAGCCCGUGGUUCCGCGCGGCGGCGGCGGGCGCGGCGCUGCGCGACAGCUGGGCGCUGCUGCGGCUGGCGCUGCUGGGGCUGCGCGGCGGCGCGGGCGCGGGCCGGCGCGCGCUGGUGCGCCUGCUGGAGGCGCUGCUCACGGUGCACUUCGCGCUGGCGGAUGUGACUGGGGGCCGGUCUGCGAGGCUGAGCUGCGAGCUGGUGCGGGCGGCGCUGGCGGCGCCCGGCGCGCUGGGCGACGAGGGCUCGGGCGCGGGCCUGCGCGCGCUGUGCGAGGCGCUGCUGCGGGUGGCGGCCGCGCGCGCCAGCCCGCGCCACUGNGCUGGGGCUGCGCGGCGGCGCGGGCGCGGGCCGGCGCGCGCUGGUGCGCCUGCUGGAGGCGCUGCUCACGGUGCACUUCGCGCUGGCGGGCAAGAGCUUGAGAUGGAACUUAAAAGAGAGAAGGAAAACUUUAAUAAACAAAAGCCAAAGCCAAGUGGUCAAUUAGAUUACGAAAAGGUGCCGCCGCUGCUGUGCGCGUCGGGCAGCAGCUCGGCCGACGGCUCGUCCAGCGACGCCAGCGCGGGCGCCGUGCGCGCCAGCGACCUCAGCGACGGCGCGCGACCCGACGAGGGAUACGAGGCAGAUGUAGAAAUCGGCAAUUUGGACAUUGUGGCUGAAAAAGCAAGAAGGCUAUCAUCGUCAUUACCGCUCAGUGACAGCUCUUUUGUGAGCGGCACGGCGGGCGAGGCGAGCGGCGUGGGCGGCGACGCGAAGGGCGCGGCGUGCGGCGCGUACGCGGCCGGCGCCGAGCUGGCGCACCCCGAGCUGUGCGUCGUCGUCGUCGACAUCCUCACGCAGAUCGUCGCCAAUUCGUGGGAUAUGAAGUUCAUCCACAAUAAGGAAAUGGCUGGGCUGGGCAGGGCAGAAAACUCCGACACCGCGAUGCAGGAUUUGAGCGGGACGGCGGGCGAGGCGAGCGGCGUGGGCGGCGACGCGAAGGGCGCGUGCGGCGCGUACGCGGCCGGCGCCGAGCUGGCGCACCCCGAGCUGUGCGUCGUCGUCGUCGACAUCCUCACGCAGAUCGUCGCCAAAGUGCUAGCAGGCAUAGAGGACAAGAGCAUGCCUCCCGAGGAGGUGUCGCGCCUGGCGGGCGUGGGCGCGGGCGUGGCGCGUGCGUGCGGCGCCCGGCUGGCGGGGGCGCGCGCGCCGCUGCUGCGCCGCGUGCUGGCGCCUCCAGUGGCCGCGCUGCUCACGCGCCCGCACGAGCCGCCGCUGCAUGAACUGCAACGCAGCGUGCUAGAGCUGAUCCACGUGCUGGCGUCGUCACGCCUCGAAGCAGGCGCGCUGGCGGCGCUGCUGGGCCUGUUCCUGGGCGACGCGCCGCCGCUGGGAGCCCUCCUGGGCGCGCUGUUACGCCUGGCCACCCCGCGAGCCGUCACGCCCGACGCGCUGCUCACCUUCCCCACCGUGCGGCAUCAAGUGUCAGAGCCAGUGGCGCCGCUGACGGUGGAGAUGAGCAACAUGUCGCUGGGCCCGGUCUCGGUGCAGAGCUACCACGCCGAGGCGCUCGCCAAGCGUCUUUGUGACGCGCACAUUGCGGCAGGCAUCCGGUCGGCGUGGUCGUGCUGCGCAGCACGCUGCGGCGUGGAGGGCGCGGGCUGGGCGCCGUGGGCGGGCGGCUUCGCGCUCGCCGCCUGGCUGCGCGCCGCGCCCGCACACGCCGCUACUAACGCUCAUGCGAGGGAACCCUCCAACUGGGACGACGUAGACGAGUGGCAGGAGGAGUCGGGGUCGUCUGCGCCGGCGCCGGAGACUCGCAGCAGCGGCGCGCUGGCGCACGUGGUGUCGCUGGGCACCGACUCGCUGCUGUUCGAAGUCUGGCUCGACGUGCGCGCGGGCUCGCUGGUGUUCCGGCUGUCUCGGCCGGAGGCGGCUGGCGGCGCGGCGAUGGCGGAGGCGCGGCUGGAGACGGGCGCGCGCGCGUGGGCGCACCUCGCGCUCAACGUGCACGAGCGCGUGCACAAGCGCCGCAUACACGUGCAGGUUACAGUCUUCAUAAACGGACUUGAGCUGGAUACUAUUACACUACCAUUACAAGGCAUCCUAGUCCGCAAAGUAUCUCCCACCAACCUGCUACUGGGCUGGGCGCCGGCGGACGCGAGCGGAGCGGAGACGGGCGCGGGAGCGGACGCGUACCACCUGGCGGGCGUCAGCGUGUACCGCGCGCCUCUACUCAGCACAUACACCGCGCUACACUUGGCUGCACACGGGCCGGAUAACUCGUGCUACGUACGAUGCGAGUCUCCACACUUUGCUUCAGUACUCACGCCGAACAUACUCGACUCAAAUAUCGAUUGGGACCAGGUAUUUGACCUGCCGAGCAACGUGCUGCGAGAACUACACGACAACUUGCUGUUAACGUUCGCGGCGCACGCGCCGGCCGUCGUCAACCUCUACCACCAAUCCACGCUCAAUGUGCCCACCGUGUUCGGCAGCCGCGUAUCGGGCGGCGGGUCGCUGGGCGGCGCGGGCGGCGCGCCGGAGGCGGUGGGCGUGGCGUGGGCGGGCGCGGCGCUGCCCAGCCGCCACGAGGGGCUCGCGCCCGCCCUGCACGCGCUGGGCGGGCCCGAGGUGCUGCUCUACCUCUACGCCAGGGUGGUGGAGCUGGACGGGUCCCCGACGGAGCAGGCGGCGGCGCUGCGGCUGCUGCUGCGUGCGGCCGGGCUGGACGCGCGCCUGCACGCCGCCGCGCUGGCGCCGCCCACGCUCGACAUGCUGCUCGUCGUGCUCGCCAGCCCCAAGUGCCACGUGGGACACCACCUGCUGCGGGUGGUGCUGGAGGAGGCGUGCAGCGCGCCGGUGCUGGCCCUAGGUGCAGGCGGGUCGCUGACGGUGCUGCGCUCGGGCGCCGCGCUGCUGGAGCCCGCGCUGUUCGCGAUGCUGCUGCGCGCCUGGCCGCAGCUGGACUCAUCGCCGGAAGUGACAUGGGAGGUGGAGGGCGUGGGCGCGCGUGCGCAGGGCUCGGCGUGGGCGCUGCUGCUGGCGUGCGGCGCGAGCCUGCUGCGCGCACAGCACCCGCUGCGCCGCUUCAACGCGCACCAGGCCGCGCGCGCCGACCUGCUGCGACACCUGCUGGUGGCUUGCAAGGAGAGGUUCCUGAACUCGGACUGCCCGCCGCUGAGCGCGGCCACCAGCAACACGCUGGUGGAGCUGGUGGGCGCGCUGCUGGGCGCGCCGCCGCUGCUGCCGCACGUCGCGCUGCUGGCAGACUUCUUGCUGCUCAUGCACCAGGCCAGCGACACGUUUGUAACCCACUCGCGCGCCAACUUCUACUUCCUGCUCACUCCCGAGACGCAAGAGAUGAGCGACUUCAACACCAACUCUCUGAAGAAGAAGCCUUCGCGGCGGCGGCGUCAGGAGCGAGCCAGUGUCACCAGCGCCCCAGCUGAGGGUGCCCCUGUGGAUAGCGCCCCUUCAGAUAGUGCCCCUACGGAACCCGGCGAGCCGCGGGACACGGGGCAGCUCACAGAUACCGACGCUGAGAAGACGGACCCUGACAGUAGCGUGGACUCCACCAAGAAGAUGAAGGGCAUCAUCAACUCUCAGAUUAAGGAAAACCAAAAAACAACGGACACAUCUUCAGUAACGGAAACCUCAGACCCGCCGCCAGCAGUAGAGCGGGCGCGGGCGGGCGCGCGCGACGCCGACCUCACGGAGUACAUUGUUGUAGAUGUCGACGACGUCAGCCACACCACCGUCGACCUCUACACCGGCGGGAUAUACCACCAGCGGCGGCUGCGCGCAGGGGCGGAGCCCGGCUGGACGGCGUGCGAGGGGCUGCUGCUGCUGCUGCGCGACGCCGUGGCCGUGCUGCCCGACGACCAGCUCGCGCAGGCGCUGUGCGGCGCCGUGUCGGUGGAGAGCCUGAUCGUGCUGGCCAACCACCGCAGCGGCAGCGUGCGCGCGGCCCUCGUGCGCGUGCUGGCCGCGCUGCAGCGCCGCGACCCGCCCGACCUCGCGCGCAAGCUGCGCCACCAGCACUACCUGCUGCACCUCGCCAACCAGAUAUCGUUGUACGAAGGCACGUGGGAGCUGGCGGAAGCUUGUGCUGCUCUACUUACAAAGUGCGAUGUUCCUCUUGAAGAUCAACUGGACGAAGACAUCUGGGUGGAGGCGCGCGACGAGUGGACGUGGCGCGCGGCGCCGCUGCUGGCGCUGCUGCCGUGCUGCCUGCGCUGCGUGCCGCUCGCGCACAACGUGGCGCGCCUGCUCGUGCGCCUCGUGCACGUGGUUUAA